Messenger RNA from Encephalitozoon romaleae SJ-2008, 582 nucleotides. RefSeq lists its product as hypothetical. The transcript has a single exon. The coding region runs from base 1 to 582 and encodes 193 amino acids. The record is from RefSeq and is a predicted model, not a curated record. Lineage: Eukaryota; Fungi; Microsporidia; Unikaryonidae.
AUGGACGACUCUAUAUACUUCAGGAUAAAAAAGCUGGCCGAAGCGGGCGUCUUCAAGAACCCGGAGAUAGAUAGACUUGGUUAUGGAACCUUCCAAAGACGCCAGGCUGUGGAAUCGAGCCCGUCCAUACAAAAGGCUAGGGAUCUGAGAUCCAGGGUUGAUGCUGUGCUAAAAGAAUCCACCCACAAAGGAAUAAAGAUGGUCAUGGAGGUAAUUAUGAUGUAUAUAAAGGGAUACAUGGAGGAAAGUAGCAGAUAUAAAACGGUCGACAUUAUCCGAGGAUGGAAAAGCCUUGGGAAAUACAUCAGGGAGAUGGUUGGGUCUCUAAGUGAAGAGGAAGACAUCGUCACAUUCCUUAGACUAGUCCUAUUCAAUGUGAAGUUCCAUUAUCUGUAUUUGGAAAGCUCACUGAUAAUCAAACAAGGAAGAAGAAAUGAAAGCAAGGAGGGCGUAUUGGCAUACUUUCUAAAUGAAUACAAUGAUCUUUACAAUAUAUUCAUAUUGUCCAAGAUGAGGAAGUUUCAUGUUCUUCGUCCAGAUGAUCUUUCAGAUAUGAUAAAAGAGAAAAUAAACUCGAUGUAA